This is a messenger RNA of Dermacentor silvarum, 1216 nucleotides long. Its product is annotated as zinc finger protein 236-like. The transcript is spliced from 3 exons. Bases 4 to 786 code for a protein of 260 amino acids. NCBI's taxonomy places the organism in Eukaryota, Metazoa, Arthropoda, Arachnida, Ixodida, Ixodidae. The record is from RefSeq and is a predicted model, not a curated record.
UGCAUGGGCAUUCGAACACAUCGAGGAACGCGCUGCAGCGUCUGUGGUUCUACGUGUCGGCGCACGCAUGCAAGCAGACCCGGUGCACGAGACGCCGACACGACGCAGCUCGCGCCUCUCUCACGUCAAGCCGCACCGCCGCUGGCCAGUUUUCAGACGCUGCGCUUCGCCGGUGCGGAGAAGGCCCCACGGAGUCGGCGGCAUCUUUUUCACCCGCGACGUUUUCAGCGAAGCACGUCGACGCCGUACAGAACUGAAGCGAUGCAAGCAAGCGAUAUGCUAAAGAUGCUCCUCGUGAAAAGAGAACUAGAUGCCAGAGCGUCGUCGCUCCCUCCAGAACAGCUGAGCGCGAGCCAGGCCGCACGCCAUCGUGACAUCGAGACGGCCGUGGGCUACGCCCGGAAGCGCCUGCAGAAGAAGAGCUACCAGAAUUGGUGGUCUUGGAAGCGCGAACAGGCACGCAACGGGAAGCAGCCGAAGCCGCAGCCGAAGCCGGCCAGCGAGAGCCAUUGCGGCGUGUGCGAAAAGCCCACACCAACCAGGAGCGUGGAGGUGCACCACGCCAUGGAGCACGCGUCCGAGCUGUCCUACCGAUGUGACGAGUGCGACAAGUUGUUCGCGCGCAAGCGCGAGCUCGAGUGGCAUCUGCGGCAGCACACGGGCGUGCGCACGCUGCCGUGCGGCCUGUGCCCCGCGGAGUUUCUGAACGGGCGCCUGCUGAGCGCCCACCACACCCGUCACCACGGGCUGGGGCGCUCGGUGUGGAACCGCUCCAAAACCAACUGAUCGAAACGCUCAAGCCUUUUGGGAGCGAAUUGCGCUAAACACGGCACUCCGAACGAAAGGAGACCGCGUAGCUCCGUUGGUACCUGCUAGGUCCCCUUAGCUAUAGUGUCGGUACUCGAUGUCCCCGUAAUGCACUCACUACUGGCUCCUUAAUUUGCAAACGUUGCUUGUGCUUGAGUUCUCCCUUCCUUGUGACAGACACCAGGAAAUAGAAAGAUAUGAGAUCAUCGUGUUGUGUGCCCUGUGCUCAGCGUAGUUUGCUACCAGAACAUGCCCGACUUGCUCACCAGGCGGGAUAUCUUACGUUUUAUUUUAUUUUAUUUUAUUCUGUCUGCGUUUCUUGUCUUUGCCGCAAGAAGAUAAAAAAUACGACCCAGGGAUCUUUUUAUUGUGCUUCUUUUAUUAUCUAUUACGUACUCGAUUUCACCUU